AGGCAGUAAAAGGUUUUAUUUUUCUCUAUAUAAGCAAGUACGUAACAAAUCUGCCACACUCACCAAAAUUCUCUGCCAUCUUCACAGAUAAUUCUGUGUGGUGUGUGGUGUCUUCUCUACUUGUUUCUACUUUAGAAGUAGUAGUGCAUACAGAUGAGGAUGGAACAAAUAAAGCAAGGGGAAUCAGUAGAUGGAGAUGAAGAGAAAUGGGUGUAUGAUUCUUCUGUGGAUCAUAAAGGAAGAGUUCCUCUUCGAGCUUCCACUGGUGUAUGGAAGGCCUCCCUCUUUAUUAUCGCAAUCGAAUUCAGUGAGAGGUUGAGUUACUUUGGAAUAGCAACAAGUUUGAUCAUAUACCUCACUAAGGUGAUCCAUCAAGACCUCAAAACAGCUGCAAAGAACGUCAACUACUGGUCUGGAGUAACCACUUUGAUGCCAUUGGUGGGAGGGUUCUUAGCUGAUGCUUACAUGGGUCGAUUCUCCAUGGUUCUCCUAUCAUCCUUUGUCUACCUCUUGGGUUUGAUCCUCUUAACAAUGUCCAGAAUGCUCCCCGAACUGAGACCUUGUGCCACUGACCCCUGUCCCAAACCUAGAGAAAUCCAUGAAGUGGUCUUCUUCUUGGCAAUCUACCUGAUCUCAAUAGGAACCGGAGGCCAUAAACCCUCUUUAGAGAGCUUCGGAGCCGACCAAUUCGACGAUGAUCACGCCGGAGAGAGAAGGAAAAAGAUGUCUUUUUUCAACUGGUGGAACUGUGGCCUCUGUUCUGGACUAUUACUUGGUGUGACUGUGAUUGUUUAUGUGCAAGACCAUGUCAGUUGGGGUAUUGCAGACACCAUACUUACAGCAUCAAUGGCUUCUUCAAUAGUGAUUUUUUUUGUUGGAAGGCCGUUCUAUCGGUAUCGGUCAGCGGCAGGGAGUCCAUUAACACCACUGCUACAGGUUCUGGUAGCAGCUGUUGCCAAAAGGAAACUACAAUUUCCUUCUGAUCAUACUGAAUUGUAUGAGGUUCCCAAGUCUGAGAAGAACCAAGGCAGGCUCUUAUGCCACACCGACAACCUCAAAUUUCUGGACAAGGCUGCAAUUAUUGAAGACAAACAGGUUUCAGGGAAGAGUCAACAAAAUCCAUGGAGACUAGCAACAGUGACGAAGGUCGAAGAGAUGAAGCUCAUCAUCAACAUGAUUCCCAUAUGGUUAACUUCAUUGCCAUUCGGCAUCUGUGUGGCACAAGCCUCCACUUUCUUCAUCAAACAAAGCACCACCCUAAACCGCAACAUCACCCACAAUUUUCUUCUCCCGGCAGCCUCAGUCUACUCAUUCGCCGCCUUCGGAAUGAUUGUCUCCGUCACCAUUUACGACAAAAUCCUCGUACCCAUGUUGAGAAGAGCAACAGGCAACGAAAGAGGCAUCAAAAUUCUCCAGAGGAUCGGUAUCGGAAUGAUCUUCUCAGUGGCAACCAUGGUGGUUGCAGCCCUAGUUGAAAGAAAGAGACUCGCAGUCGUCGAGAACGAUCCACUGAAACGAUCAAUCUCCAUGAGUGUGUUUUGGUUAGCUCCACAGUUCAUAAUAAUUGGUAUAGGCGAUGGAUUCACUCUAGUUGGCUUGCAAGAGUACUUCUAUGACCAAGUACCAGAUUCCAUGAGAAGCUUAGGUAUUGCGCUGUACCUGAGUGUGAUCGGAGCUGCAAACUUCCUGAGCAGCCUGUUGAUAAUCCUAGUGGAUCACGUGACGGAGAAGGGUGGCCGGAGUUGGUUCGGGAAGACCUUGAACAGUAGCCGACUGGACAAUUUCUACUGGUUGUUAGCGGCCAUCACCACCGUGAACUUGAUGGUCUAUGUGUUUAUCGCUCGACGUUACUCUUACAAGAAUGUGCAGAGAAGGGCUGCUGUGACUGUGGCUGAUUGCUAUGAAGGUGAAGGUGAAGGUGUUGUUGCCAUGGCUUAGUACAUACAUCGUACAGAAUGGUUCCAGCAUUAUGUUCUAAUGAAGAAGAACAAAAAGGGCAUGACAUUUGUACUUGGAUUUAGUAGUAUGUAUUCCAAUAAUUAUUUUAAACAUCGUUCGAGUAUUAUAUCUCAUAUCUAGUUUAUUAUAAAUCACUCCCCUUAAAG
Messenger RNA from Ilex paraguariensis (yerba mate), 2105 nucleotides. The record is from the annotation of a GenBank genome assembly. Lineage: Eukaryota; Viridiplantae; Streptophyta; Magnoliopsida; Aquifoliales; Aquifoliaceae.